ACACAGCUAGAUUUUUGUUUCAAGAAAUAGAUGAUUAAAUAUCCAUAAGUGUCAAUUGUCUUUCUCCCAAUUUGAUGAAUUCAAAAAUGUGAACUAUAGAGGUCUUGUAAAAAUAUCUUGUAUUUCUGCAUAUAAUAGGAUGUUCCAAGGAAUUGGGUGUCUUGUCAAUAUGACAUGGUGAAAUAUUAUGAUAAUUGAAGUGCAAAAAUGGGCCUACCAAUAAUGCAGUAAAAAAAUGUAUGCAACUUUGUCUAAGCAAUUGUAAAGUAGGAUAUAAGCUACCUAGCUUAUGAAAUACUUCCAUGAACUAUGAGGAAGAAGCUAACACUGAGAUUACCCAUCAAAAGCAGAAUUUGAGAAUUGUCAUAACCAUGAAAGUACCUGAAGAACAAGCAUCAAAUAACACCUACUAUAAUGCAAUAGACACAGACUUAAACGACUCGAGUGAGCAAGUCACUCUACAAAGUAUGGAAGCAGAUGCAGAGACACUUGUAAAUGGAGAGGCAGAAGACCUUGAAAGCAAUUCUCUACAUCAACCUCUCUUAAAGGGAAAUAGAACACUCUCUGCUAACCACUUAGCUAUGGUAGGAGCAAAGGUUUCCCAUAUCGAAAGCCUCGAUUAUGAAAUCAAUGAGAAUGAUCUGUUCAAGCAAGAUUGGAGAAGCCGGUCUAAAAUGCAAGUAUUACAAUAUGUGUUUUUGAAAUGGAAACUUGCAUUUCUGAUUGGACUCUUAACUGGUCUUAUUGCUACUCUUAUAAAUCUUGCUGUUGAAAAUAUUGCUGGAUAUAAGUUGCUUCUUGUGUCUGACUAUGUUGAGCAGAAGAGGUAUAUGACAGGAUUGAUUAUGUUGACAGGGGCGAAUUUCUUGUUAACUUUGAGUGCUACAGUGCUAGUUGUUUUCUUUGCUCCUACAGCAGCUGGACCUGGUAUACCUGAAAUCAAAGCUUAUCUUAAUGGUGUUGAUACCCCAAAUAUGUAUGGGGCACCAACAUUGUUUGUUAAGAUAAUUGGGAGCAUUGGAGCAGUCUCUGCUGGCUUAGACCUUGGUAAAGAAGGGCCCUUAGUGCACAUUGGAGCAUGCAUUGCUUCUUUACUUGGCCAGGGUGGAACAGAGAAGCAUCGUGUCAAAUGGCGGUGGUAUCGUUAUAUGAACAACGACAGGGAUCUGAGAGAUCUAAUCACCUGUGGUGCUUCUUCAGGAGUUUGUGCAGCUUUUAGGGCGCCAGUAGGAGGGGUGCUCUUUGCUCUGGAAGAAGUGGCAACAUGGUGGAGGAGCGCUCUCCUUUGGAGAACUUUCUUCAGCACGGCAGUUGUAGUAGUAGUGCUCAGGGCUUUCACCGACUACUGCAGUUCUGGAACAUGUGGGAUUUUUGCCAAUGGAGGACUCAUCAUGUUUGACGUCAGCAACGUUACAGUACAUUACCACCUGGCGGACAUCAUCUCUGUUUCCCUCAUAGGACUUAUUGGUGGUGUUCUCGGAAGCCUUUACAACUAUGUCCUGCACAAAGUUCUCAGACUUUACAGUCUCAUUAACGAGAAGGGAAAGUUAGCAAAGAUCCUUCUAAGUCUUGCAGUCUCAGUUUUUACCUCUGUGAGCUUGUACAGCCUGCCCUUCCUCGUGAGUUGCACAAAAUGUGAUCCAUCUCUACCAAAUUCUGGCUGCUCCACAACUGGAAGAAUAGGGAACUUCAAGAGAUUCAACUGCCCAAAAGGCUAUUACAACGACCUUGCUAGCUUACUCUUUUCCACCAACAUAGAUGCUGUACGAAACAUCUUCUCAACAAAUACUCCAGGAGAGUUUCACCCAAUCUCUCUUCUAAUAUACUUCAUACAUUACUCUAUCCUGGGAAUCUUUACUUUCGGCAUUGCUGUACCUUCUGGACUCUUCCUACCUAUCAUCCUCAUUGGUUCGGCAUAUGGGCGUAUGGUUGGCAUUAUCAUGGGAAGUUACUCGACGAUUGAUCAUGGGCUUUAUGCCGUUUUGGGUGCAGCAUCUCUCAUGGCUGGCUCGAUGCGGAUGACUGUCUCACUUUGCGUAAUUUUCCUCGAACUCACUAACAACUUGUUAUUACUCCCCAUAACAAUGCUUGUGCUUCUCAUUGCAAAAUCAGUGGGAGAUUGCUUUAACCCCAGCAUCUAUGAGAUUAUAUUAGAGCUAAAAGGCCUACCUUUCCUAGAUGCAAACCCUGAACCUUGGAUGAGGAAUAUCACUGUUGGAGAGCUUGCUGAGGUGAAGCCUCCAUUAGUUAGUCUCCGAGGAGUUGAGAAGGUAGCUCACAUUGUAGAUGUCCUUAAAAACACCACACACAAUGGUUUCCCUAUCAUAGAUGAUGGUGCAAUGAUCCCAACAAGUCAAGGGACAAAGGCAAGAGAGCUGCACGGGCUGAUAUUGAGAACUCACCUCGUUGCUGCACUGAAGAAAAAGUGGUUCCUCGAGCAGCCAAGAAGAACAGAGGAAUGGGAAGUAAGAGAGAAAUUUACAUGGGUUGAAUUGACAGAACGAGAUCUCAACUUCGAACAAGUCGCCAUAUCAAAGCACGAAAUGGAGAUGUAUGUUGAUUUACACCCUUUCACAAACAAAACUCCUUACACCGUAGUAGAGGACAUGUCAGUAGCAAAGGCAAUGGUGCUGUUCAGGCAGGUUGCACUACGCCAUAUGCUCAUUGUACCCAAGUAUCAUGGAUCUGGGAUAUAUCCUAUCACUGGAAUCUUAACAAGGCAAGAUUUAAGAGCCCACAACAUACAGAAUGUGUUCCCUCAUUUAGCAAGGUCGAAAGGCAGAGAAAAGCAGAUAUGAGAUCUUUCUAUACACAGAUUGGCAGACUUUAUCUCCUAGGAUCAAUAGAUUUUCAUUGCAUUCUUUCCACAACUUUCAUUUUGCCUAAUAUGAUAUGUACAAGGUUGUACAUUUUAUGAAAUCCUCAUGAAAAAAGUUUGUGUAGGCUCGCCAAAAUAUUACAUAUUCACUAUGUAUAAAAGGAAAUACAUUAAAUAUAGCAGCAGCCCCA
Molecule: messenger RNA, 3009 nt
Organism: Beta vulgaris subsp. vulgaris (sugar beet)
Lineage: Eukaryota; Viridiplantae; Streptophyta; Magnoliopsida; Caryophyllales; Amaranthaceae
Product: chloride channel protein CLC-b
Exons: 6
Coding region: 303-2798 (831 amino acids)
Biological process (GO): chloride transport; transmembrane transport
Cellular component (GO): plant-type vacuole membrane; intracellular membrane-bounded organelle
Molecular function (GO): nitrate:proton symporter activity; voltage-gated chloride channel activity
Source: RefSeq, a predicted model, not a curated record